UCCAUCAUCAUCCUGCUUUCCACCCGUACACAGCAAACAUGGCAACCAAGCGUCCUCAUAGCGAAGUACAUCCCUCCCGCCGAGAGCAAGUCCCUGGCCAGGAGAAGAAGCGCAAGGUCAACCCGCAUCCUCACCGUAAACUCGAACCCAAGGCCAACCCCGUCAACCCUAUCAAGUCGCGAAUCCGCAGUUUGAAUCGUCUACUACAACACAAGGAGAACUUGCCUGCCGAUGUUCGCCUCAACCACGAGCGAGAGCUGAAGUCAUGCGAGUGGGAGCUCGCUCAAGCCGAGAACCAGCAGCGCAAGAAAGACCUGAUUGGCAAAUAUCACAUGGUUCGCUUCUUUGAGCGACGGAAAGCAGAGCGUCGCCUCAAGAAGCUGGAAAGAAGAGCAAAGGAAGGCGAGGCCGAUCUCGAAGAGCAAAUACACGAAGCCAAGGUCGACUUGAAUUAUUCCAUGUACCACCCUCUGGACAUGGUCUACUCAGCAUUGUGGCCGACAAAGGGAAAGAAGGACGCUGAUGGCAAUGAGAUCGAAGUUGAGAAGCAAGGAGACCCGGACAUGUGGCUGGUUGUCGAGAAGUGCAUGGAAGAGGGCAAACUCGACGCACUGAGAAACGGCAAGCUGCUCAAAUCUGCACCCGCACAACUCAACAACGACGACACAAUCGGCCAGAAGGCCUCGAAUGCCAGAGCCAAGAAAGACAAGAAGGCUCAAAAAGAGAAGGAAAAGAAAGCACAGAAGCCUGCGAAGAAGGUCGACGAGGACCAAGUCAUGCGGGAACAAGACGAGGACGAGGACAGCGAGGGAGGCUUCUUCGAGUAAACCACUGUACAUGUUUCUCAAGGCGCAUUUCACUUGUCUUUUUGUUGCGUUCAGCCGCAUAUUGUAUAUACCCAUCAUUGCAUCACCAAAUUAUACCACCUCAAGGCCAGAAACCGC
Messenger RNA from Aureobasidium subglaciale EXF-2481, 944 nucleotides. RefSeq lists its product as uncharacterized. The record is from RefSeq and is a predicted model, not a curated record. Bases 39 to 827 code for a protein of 262 amino acids. Gene Ontology annotation, biological process: maturation of SSU-rRNA from tricistronic rRNA transcript (SSU-rRNA, 5.8S rRNA, LSU-rRNA). The transcript has a single exon. Gene Ontology annotation, cellular component: nucleolus; preribosome, small subunit precursor. NCBI's taxonomy places the organism in Eukaryota, Fungi, Ascomycota, Dothideomycetes, Dothideales, Saccotheciaceae.